AAGCAUCCCGGUAGUGCUAAGCAGUUCUGCUGGAACCUGGUCGAGAGAGACGCACUGCAAUGACCUCCUCCAAGACUUCUCCCCAGACCCUGCUGGACUCCUCCAGGUCCCUGUGCUGCCAUGUCCGCACCUCGGCCAUGGCCAUCGGCCUCGUCCACAUGAUGUUCAGCUGCACCGUGUUGAUCGACACCACUAUGAAAGUGUCCUAUGGGAAAGACAGCUGUGGAUUCCCUCACCCCCCCUUCCUCUCCGUCAAGGAACGCGUCUUGGAUACAACCACCAACUUCUUUCUGAUCUUGGGGAUGUUUUUCUCUGGUCUCAGCCUGCUGUAUGGGGUGCUCAAGUACCGGGAGGGCCUGCUCAUCAGCUUCCUGGUCCUGCAGAGCGCUGACAUUGUUCUGAGCGUUCUGUCUCUCUUCUACGCCCAUCUGGGGCUCCCAGGGACCCUCAACUACGAAGAGCUCCUCAGGAAAUGGACCUACUUGAAUGGUGCGCAUGACCUCUCACCCCAAGAUGUCAACAAGUUCAUGAUCAUUUUCUCCACCGUCUUCAUCCUGGCUCUGCUUAUUAAGUCUCGAGAAUCGAACCAAAUCCAGCCCAGACCCUCAACCCCUCUCCCAGUCUGCUCAGGACUGACUCAGAGAAAGAAAGACUGUUUGAGGAAUUUAUUGACUUAUCCCAAGAUCUACAUGGUGAGCUGUGUGGGGAAGUGCUACAGGUUCAUCAAGAUUCGCAACCAGCCUCCCAGCGACAACAAAUACAAGCCCAUGGCUGUGCUUCCCUCCUACGAUGAAGCCUUGAUGCUGCCCUCCAAAGGAGACCCCCCAGCCUACAAGGGACCCUAAGCAGCUGAGAGCGAUGGAGUUCCCUGCAUCUGCUUCUCUGCCAACCAGCCUGCAACCCAGCCAGCACUGUGCUUUACUGUAGUAGUAUGGAAUUGUUUUUGUAUGUGUUAGCUCCAUAUUACAGCUUGCGUGUGAGAACUGGAUACACAGGGUAAGACCAGGCAUCCCAGGGUUAGCCGGGACAGUCCUGGUUCAGCGACACACUCUAAUACCUUGUGUCAAAAUAACCACUUUUCAUUUAUGACAUCUGCAGUGAAAACAAAAUAAAAUAAAACAAGUGACUAGGGUUAUCAAGAACAUUAUUUUUAUAAAGUGAUUAACACUGACGUACUGAAACAUCCUGGUUUCGAGCUUUGAAAAUCUGGUCACCCUAUGCAUACAGUGACCUGAGAGACAAGUCUCUCUGGGAAUGGUGCAGAGCCGCGGGGCUCAUUGUUUGAGUCCUCCGCAGUCCAAUGGCUGUAACCAGUGCUGUAUCUGUAAUUCUUUGUUGUAGUAAAGCCCUUCUCUGUGUCGAUGCAAUAAAAUCUGCCUCUUCUUUCAAA
This is a messenger RNA of Polyodon spathula (Mississippi paddlefish), 1390 nucleotides long. Its product is annotated as lysosomal-associated transmembrane protein 5. The transcript is spliced from 8 exons. The record is from RefSeq and is a predicted model, not a curated record. NCBI's taxonomy places the organism in Eukaryota, Metazoa, Chordata, Actinopteri, Acipenseriformes, Polyodontidae. Gene Ontology annotation, cellular component: lysosomal membrane. Bases 60 to 845 code for a protein of 261 amino acids.